AUGCGUGCUUCCAUCUUUGUUGCUCUUGCUGCCGCCUUGGCCCCUGCUGUCUAUGCUGGUCCCUACUUUACUGCCCCUGUUGCCGGGACCACCUGCACGGCUGGCCAGCCCUGCGUGGUCACAUGGCAGGAUGAUGGCAAGGCCCCCGCUCUGAAAGACUUCGGUGAUUGCUCUGUCGGCGUCUACGCUGGCAGCGCCCAACAACAGUCGUUGAUCCAGAACCUUGCUAUUACCAACGCACAAACUGCCUCCACUGUUCAGUUUAUUCCUGAUCCUGCAGCAGGCGAGGAGUCGACUGCCUACUUCAUCAAGAUGAUCUCGCUCAACACUGCUGACCCAACCAAUGCCAUGUACAAGGCCACCGCCUACUCGGCCAUGUUCGCCCUCAAGGGCAUGACUGGUAAAUUCAACUCGACUGUACAGGCUCAGAUUGCUGGCACCGCUGCUUCUUCUACCGAAGUCAUUCCUGGCGGUACUUCCACCACUGCCACCAGCUCCACCAGCUCCAAGAUCAGCACCACUCACACCUCGACUUCUUCUACUGCUACCGGCACUCCCGCUAGCUCUAACAAUGCCGCAACCAACGGCGCCGGCUCUAUUGUUGUUGGUAUGGGCAUGUUUGGUGCUACCGUGCUCGCUGCUUUCGCCGGGGUCCUCUAA
Messenger RNA from Rhizoctonia solani, 660 nucleotides. RefSeq names its product GPI-anchored small secreted protein. The record is from RefSeq and is a predicted model, not a curated record. NCBI's taxonomy places the organism in Eukaryota, Fungi, Basidiomycota, Agaricomycetes, Cantharellales, Ceratobasidiaceae. Gene Ontology annotation, biological process: cell wall biogenesis; (1->6)-beta-D-glucan biosynthetic process. The coding region runs from base 1 to 660 and encodes 219 amino acids. The transcript has 3 exons.